Messenger RNA from Nerophis lumbriciformis (worm pipefish), 2088 nucleotides. The record is from RefSeq and is a predicted model, not a curated record. NCBI's taxonomy places the organism in Eukaryota, Metazoa, Chordata, Actinopteri, Syngnathiformes, Syngnathidae.
AUGGAUCUCAAGGAUGUAUUUUCAGCCUUGGACACUGUCUGUGAAGAAAAUAUUUCCACUUUUUGUGGAUCUUCCGCUCUCGCCGACGGCGCUGUUAACCAGCGUUUGGUAGAGUGCUUGAAGCAGAUUCAGGAACACAGUCGGGCCCUCAAGCCGACAGUCGCUAGCUUCACUGCGGUCUACCACCAUUAUGACUUUGACGCAGAGACACCAGGGAACGGGUAUCGCACAUUAAUCAAGGUGCUCCACUCGUGUCUUCUACACAUCCUCCACAAGGGUCUCUACAUCGCCUCGAAUCACAAGAGCUCCUUCUUCCGGGCUGAUCACAAUGUUUCCGAAUUGGAGGCUUACUGUAGCGCUUUGCGCCAGCUGCGAGCGCUACUCUACCUAGCCAAGCGGCUAAUCAACGACAAUGAUUUCGGUCAACUGUACUCCUUACAGGACCUGGACCUAAGCCACAGAUACGUGCAGGAGUACAGCUCUUUGCACAAAGCCUGUUUCUACGGACGAUGUCUGGGAUUUCAGUUCUCACCAAGUCUUCGUCCGUUCCUCCAGACUAUUGUCAUAAGUAUGAUUUCGUUUGGGGAGACUUAUGGUAAACAGCAAUCUGGGCUAGGUUUGGCAGCCCUGUCGCUCCUCACAUCGGGGAAGUACGUCAUUGAUCCAGAGUUGCGUGGCGCAGAGUUCGAACGCAUCACUCAGAAUUUGGACUUGCAGUUCUGGAAGUCCUUCUGGAACAUCACAGAGUCCGAGCUUUUAACAGGCUUUAGUAGAAUAGCCUCCUACCCUGUACAGUUGAACCUCACGUUAACGAUACCUCCCAUUCCGUUACGACUACCUUUGGCAUCAGACCCCAGUCUAUCUACUGCUGUAUCACCUCCACUGGCUCACUGGGGGCCCGGGCCUGUCCACAUGCGUCUUAUCUCCCACGAGCUUCGAGAAGGACAGGACAGUGAGGAACUGCUGGCGCUUUCUCGCGACAGUCCGCCCUCGGGAUCUUCUUCCAAUCUCGCGGGAGUGCAGAAGCAACCACCGUCCCCGUGGUUGCUCAUUCAUUUCCAUGGGGGAGGCUUCGUGGCUCAGACAUCCAGAUCACAUGAAAAUUAUCUGCGAAGCUGGUCCAAGCAGUUGAACGUUCCCGUUCUCUCCGUCGACUACUCUCUAUCACCUGAAGCACCUUUUCCUCGAGCUCUUGAAGAGUGUUUCUACGCUUACUGCUGGGCCUUGAAAAACUGCCAUCUGCUCGGUUCAACAGCAGACCGUAUCUGCCUGGCUGGAGACAGCGCCGGGGGCAACCUUUGCAUCACCGUGUCCAUGAAAGCCAUGACGUGCGGUAUCCGGGUCCCUGACGGCAUCAUGGCUGCCUACCCGGCUACCUUGCUUACCACCGACGCCUCGCCCUCUCGCUUGCUCACACUCCUUGACCCACUGCUACCUUUGGGUGUUCUUGCCAAGUGCCUCAACGCCUAUGCGGGUGCGGAUUCUCAAACUGUACAACCUGCUGUGGGAAACAACAGUCUAAGAGCUUUAAGCAGAGACACUACAGUACUCUUAAGUGAGCUCACUCAGGGAGCCUCCAGCUGGAUCCAAUCAUUCUUGCCGCCUUUGUGGCCUACAAGUAGAACCCCUUCGCAAACACCGACAGACUCCAAAAGCACAGAAAGGAAUACAAGCCUUACCUCACCUGCAAACACCCAAUGUCACGUGGAUUACCCAGAAGGCUUCCAGCCUCUGCGGUCCCAGUGCCUUGCGGUUGUUCAGCCGACAUCCUGUCCUAUCAUCAGGAACCCAUUUGUGUCACCCCUGCUAGCGCCUGACAGCCUUCUACGAGGCUUGCCGCCUGUUCACCUCGUGGCCUCUGCUCUCGACGCUUUACUAGAUGACUCCGUGAUGUUCGCCAAGAAGCUACGAGACUUGGGCCAACCCGUUAGCUUGACGGUGGUGGAGGACCUGCCGCAUGGCUUCCUCAGCCUGUUGCAGCUCUCCAAGGAGACUGAGGUCGCUGCAGAAAUCUGCUUGGAGAAAAUAAGGGAGAUUUUCCGGAAGGAAGACACAGCAAACUGUUCUGACAAAGCAAGAAGAGAUUAA